Cantharellus anzutake is the source of this 1155-nucleotide messenger RNA. RefSeq lists its product as uncharacterized. The record is from RefSeq and is a predicted model, not a curated record. Lineage: Eukaryota; Fungi; Basidiomycota; Agaricomycetes; Cantharellales; Hydnaceae. Bases 1 to 1155 code for a protein of 384 amino acids. The transcript has a single exon.
AUGGAUCCUUCUGCUGUGCCGUUUCCUUCCACUCCUGAGAAACCCCGUCACUCUGCAAUCGAGGCCACACGCAACUCACUCAAUCGAACAUCGAUGUCAUUAAGCGUCAGUGCCAAGUCAAGGGACCCGUCUCUGAACUGGAUGACAGCUCAGCCGUCGACAACACCGAAGUUCAGCCGGAAUCAACUAAAUGCAAUCCCUAUCAUAAUGCCACUAAGCAGGACCGAAGUUGAGGAGAGACGGAAAAGCAUUGGUCCGUCGUCUGGUAUUGCACGAAGUUGGCAAGGGAGUAUGAAAAAUGGGAAGAGACUAAGCGUAGAGCAGCUUGAACGGACGAAGUCCAGCAGAGAGCUGACGACUAUGGCCCCGCGGCUUGCAGUGCCCGCUGAUUUGAAGGAUCAGGGUCGGUUGAGUAGGUCGUUGACCUCGGUUGACCAGUCCUCAAAGGUUCCUGUCGUCAGAAUCGUCGGUCCGAUGCCGGUUGACCCCGCUGUGGAGAGACUCCGCGAAAUAGGGGACCUAAUCUUGGGUCAAUCGUCCUUAUCUCUUUCCAUGCGUUCCGACUCGGCUGGUUCAAUCUCAGCGAGCACAUCCUCACCUUCCAAGUCUUCUUCUGUAUCCACCUUGGACUUCUCAUUGAACUCAACGCGCUCCUCCAAGACCUCCCUUGACACAAUUCCUCCUCGACCUGCGUUUCAUUCUUCUGAGGUUUUCACAUCUGGUUCUCCUGAUGGAUCUUCGGACAAUGGAUCUGCACGCUCAUCCUUAGAAACCCCGCCGCUGUCACCUGCACAUCGAAUGUUAAUGUCCACCUCGGCUCCAUCCUUGACUUCUACUUCAGUACGAACGCUCGUCCCUGCUAUCGCCAUUGAUGGGGUGGACGUCAAUGCCAUUGCCAAACCGAACGCAGCGAUGACAAAUAGUCUAAAUGUACGGCACGGAACGGGUAGUGCGACCUCUUUGUCAACCCUCUGCCCUACCGCCGUCCGGACCACAUUAAGUUCGUCCAGAAUAUCCUUACCCCCCGGUGCCCGUCCACCCGAGAACUUUCGACCCAAUGGCCGCGGCGUCAUUGUGUUAGGAACCAUCCCUCUGGAUUCCCCAAUGUCUGGUAAACCAACAAAGAAGAAGGGAUGGAGGAGGUGGUUCACCUGA